AUGGCACUUCAAUACAAACAAGCCGCCAAAGUUAUUGAUAAUGUAUUAAAGAAGAAAGCAAGUAUUAAAACAUCUAUAUACCAAAAUAAUGAAAUAAAAAAUAAAAAGAUUAUUUUAGCAAUUGUAUCAAAAACAUUAGCAAAUAUGGAAACCAUUGAAAAACUUCUUUGUGACAUCAAAGACUUUAGAACAAUCAAACAAAAAACAAUGUUAAUGGUAAUGUUAAAUGAUUAUAUUACUAAUGGUAAAAUUAGUGGAGGAGGGGCUAUCAAAUCAGUUAUUUUAAAAAAUAAAGAAAAAAUACCUAUUCUUGAGAAGAAACAAAAAGAGCAAGAAACAUUUAAAUACUACCGAUUAAAUACAUUACGUACAAAAGUAUUUCCAUCAAUUUCUAAUAAGGUUGAACCUGAUAAAUUUAUUCCAAAUUUAUAUAAAUUAACACCACCUCUUUCUUUACCAAUUGACACUUUAUUAUCACAAGACAAACCAAGUUGUUUUCCUGCAUUUAUUUUAAAUCCACCUGAAAAUAGUAUAUGUAUUGAUGCAUGUGCUGCACCAGGAAAUAAAACAACUCAUUUAGCAACAAUUAUGAAUAACACAGGUAUUAUUUAUGCAUUUGAUAAAGAUAUAAAACGAGCUGAAUUAUUAAGAACUACAGUAAAGAAUUAUCAAGCAACAAACAUUGAAGUUAUUUGUGGGGAUUUUCUUCAAAGUGACAUUGAAGAUAUUCGUUUUGAGAAUGUUACUCAUAUUUUAUGUGAUCCAUCAUGUUCAGGGAGUGGUAUUCUUGAGAGACAAUUAACAAAAGAAAAAAGAGAUCCUGCUCGAUUAAGAAUGUUAAGUUCAUUUCAAACAAAAAUUGUUUCUCAUGCAAUGAAAUUUAAGAAUGUCCAACGUAUUACAUAUUCAACGUGCAGUGUUAAUAAUGAAGAAAAUGAAUGUGUUGUGAAAGCUGUAUUAGAUGAAAAUCCAUCAUUUAGAUUAGAACCAGCUUUUCCACAAUGGCAAAGAAGAGGUAUUGCUAUUGAUGAUAGUUACCCAUAUGAAAAUUGUAUUCGAGUUGAUCCACAUGAAGAUCAUAUGACUGGAUUUUUUGUUGCUUUAUUUGUAAGGAAAUAA
This is a messenger RNA of Entamoeba nuttalli P19, 1119 nucleotides long. RefSeq names its product methyltransferase, putative. The record is from RefSeq and is a predicted model, not a curated record. Gene Ontology annotation, molecular function: methyltransferase activity. Gene Ontology annotation, biological process: rRNA base methylation. Gene Ontology annotation, cellular component: nucleolus. Bases 1 to 1119 code for a protein of 372 amino acids. NCBI's taxonomy places the organism in Eukaryota, Evosea, Mastigamoebida, Endamoebidae. The transcript has a single exon.